GCCGUCGACGAGUAGUGUGGCGCAGACCCUUGUACAGUGAGGAGGUGUGCGGCGCUCUCAUCCCCCGCUCGCAGUGCGUGUGCUCGCUAAACACCAUUCUGAUCUUUUUGAGUUUGCGGGGAUUGCGCAUACCGUCUGGUUGUGGCGAACAUGGCUGGUUCAGGACCUGACACGUCGUACAGAAAGGCUCCCAGAGAUCGAGGCUGCUGCAGCAUUAACUUCUUAAAAUACGUAUUAUUCAUCUUCAACUUCAUCUUCCUGCUCGGGGGCUGCGCUGUGCUGGGCGUGGCCAUCUGGACGCUGACGGAGAAGCACCACUACGUGUCCCUGCUCACCACGACCACCUACGCCUCCGUGGCCUACAUCCUCCUGCUGGCGGGCAUCGUCGUCAUCUUCGCCGCCCUCCUCGCCUGCUGCGCCAUCCUGAAGGAGGACCGCUGCUCUCUGCUGGUGUACACGUUCCUGCUUCUGCUGGUGUUCCUGCUGGAGGCUGUCGGCGGCGUCCUCGCCUACGUGUACGAGGAGCAGGUGAUGGCCGAGCUGUCCCACACCCUCACCCAGACCUUCAACGAGAAUUACAUGAUGGAACCCGAAGUGACCCGGGCGGUUGACAUGAUGCAGAGGGAGUACCACUGCUGCGGGGCUCUCACCUUCAGCCAGUGGCGCGACAGUCGGUGGCUGCAGGAGGGCCAGGGCAUCAACAACACGGUGCCGGACUCCUGUUGCAAGACGCCCUCCCCGUACUGCGGCGUGAGCGACCACCCGUCCAACAUCUGGUACAACGGUUGCAUCCACCAGUUCGAAGAGGAACUGGGUAGUCACCUGGUUGUCCUCGGGGCGGUCGGCUGCGGCAUCUCCCUCGUACAGGUCUUUGGGAUGAUCCUCUCCUGCUGCCUCUAUAUCAAGCUGAAAGACGUGGACGACGAGUACUGAGGGAAGCUGAGGUGUUACGUGGAAGAAACCAAAGGAAGAAUGCUGUAGUGAUGGAAGAAGCCAAGGUGGAAGAAGCCAAAGUUUGAAGUCUCGAAGAGGAAGCUCGGCAGCCCAGCGAGCUCGCCGGAGAAGUGGACGUU
This is a messenger RNA of Penaeus vannamei (Pacific white shrimp), 1073 nucleotides long. RefSeq names its product deoxynucleoside kinase. NCBI's taxonomy places the organism in Eukaryota, Metazoa, Arthropoda, Malacostraca, Decapoda, Penaeidae. Gene Ontology annotation, molecular function: deoxynucleoside kinase activity. The record is from RefSeq and is a predicted model, not a curated record. Gene Ontology annotation, cellular component: plasma membrane; cytoplasm.